AUGUCAGGAGCAAAUGGUUUAGCGGAUGAGAAGCGCAUUCAAAAUUCUCCAGCCUGGUUACCUUUUAUACAAAAGGUAAUUGCAGAGAUUUUGGGUACAUACUUCUUGAUUUUUGCUGGUUGCGCCGCAGUGGUGGUGAACGCCGAUAAGGACAAGGUGAUAACCAUGCCAGGAAUCGCAAUAGUGUGGGGACUUGUCGUCAUGGCUAUGGUUUACUCAGUUGGCCAUAUUUCCGGUGCUCAUUUUAAUCCGGCUGUAACCAUUGCUUUUGCCACCUGCAAGAGGUUCCCACUUAGACAGGUACCUGCAUAUAUUGCAGCACAAGUGAUUGGAGCCACGCUAGCAAGCGGUACCCUAAGAUUAUUGUUCAUAGGAAAACACGAUCACUUUGCCGGAACACUUCCAACCGGCUCCGACUUGCAGUCUUUUGUGGUGGAAUUUAUAAUCACAUUCUACCUAAUGUUUGUCAUAUCUGGAGUGGCUACGGACAACCGUGCUAUUGGAGAACUUGCGGGUGUAGCCAUAGGAGCAACUAUUUUACUUAAUGUGAUGUUUGCAGGGCCAAUAUCUGGGGCUUCGAUGAACCCAGUAAGGAGUUUGGGCCCAGCAAUAGUGUCAAAUCGUUACGAGGGAAUAUGGAUAUACAUCGUAAGCCCAACUCUUGGGGCUGUAGCGGGUGCUUGGGCCUAUAACAUCAUCAGAUUCACUGACAAACCUUUACGGGAAAUCAGCAAGACUGCUGCUUUCCCCAAGAUCUAG
Fraxinus pennsylvanica is the source of this 759-nucleotide messenger RNA. The record is from the annotation of a GenBank genome assembly. NCBI's taxonomy places the organism in Eukaryota, Viridiplantae, Streptophyta, Magnoliopsida, Lamiales, Oleaceae.